UGUUGUUGCUAUCUGUGGUGUCAAUGGAUUCUGUUAUUUGUGUUUAGAUACGGAUCAUCAUGGAAUUGGACGCUGAUAAACUUCAGGAGGCCAGAGCAGUUUUUAAAGAUUUUGACCGAGAUGGGAACGGUUUUAUUGAUGAGUCUGAACUCGGGACAGCAUUACGAAGACUUCGUCUGAAUCCUACCCUUAAAGAGAUACGGUCGAUGAUUGAAGAAGUGGAUAGAGACAAUAAUCAUAAAAUAGAUUUUAAUGAAUUUCUACACUUCGUAAAAAUAACGUACAAACACCCUGAGGAGCUGAGGUGUCACUUGAUGGAAGCGUUCAAAGUAUUUGAUAAAAAUGGUGACGGGUUUAUAACAUUUAUGGAACUGAAAUCAGCAAUGACUGAAAUGGGAGAGUGUCUCUCCGAGCAGGAAUUUAAAGAAAUGAUUCGAACUGCGGACCUCAACGGAGAUGGAAAAAUUAAUUAUGAGGAAUAUGUCGCAGUGAUGUGCAUGGAUGCAAAUGGGAAGUACCCAAAUUAGAUUUUGUACAAAAAAAAAUAUCUGAAAUCGACAAUGUGUUUCAUUUG
Messenger RNA from Saccostrea echinata, 574 nucleotides. Its product is annotated as calmodulin-beta-like. The transcript is spliced from 4 exons. Gene Ontology annotation, molecular function: calcium ion binding; enzyme regulator activity. The record is from RefSeq and is a predicted model, not a curated record. Bases 60 to 527 code for a protein of 155 amino acids. Lineage: Eukaryota; Metazoa; Mollusca; Bivalvia; Ostreida; Ostreidae.